UUUGUAAGUUCCCAAAUGAAUCUCUGGAUACCUCCCAACAAUGUGACUGAAUUUGUUCUCUUGGGACUCACACAGAAUCCACACUUGCAGAAAAUACUCUUUGUUGUCCUUUUACUUGUUUUCCUAUUCACGGUGCUGGCCAACCUGCUCAUUGUCAUCACCAUCUCCCUCAGCCCUACACUUUCUACUCCCAUGUACUUCUUUCUCACGCAUUUGUCCUUCAUAGAUGCCUCCUUCACAUCCGUCACCACCCCCAAAAUGGUCAUUGACCUGCUGUACCAGAAGAGAACCAUCUGCUGGGGUGGCUGCCUGACACAGCUCUUUGUGGGACACUUACUGGGAGGGUCAGAGACCAUCGUCCUCACUGUCAUGGCCUAUGACCGCUACGUGGCCAUCUGCAAGCCUCUGCACUACACGGCCAUCAUGCGACAGGGCCUCUGCCAGCUCCUGGUGGUGGUGACCUGGACCGGGGGCAUUCUGCAUGCCACUGUGCAGAUUAUUUUCACCAUGGACUUGACCUUCUGUGGUCCCAAUGUCAUUGAUCACUUCAUGUGUGAGUUCUUCUCACUGUUGGAACUUUCCUGCAGUGACACCUACAAGCUUGGAAUCGUGGUAGCAGCUAACACAGGGGGCAUGUGCUUGCUUAUUUUUUUCAUGCUGCUCAUCUCCUAUAUAGUCAUCCUGAGCUCCCUGAAAUCCCAUGGCUCUGAAGGACGACACAAAGCCUUCUCUACAUGCGGUGCCCACUUUACAGUAGUGGUGCUCUUUUUUGUCCCUUGUAUAUUCACCUACCUGCGUCCUGUGGCCACUUACCCUGUGGACAAGUUGGUGACUGUGUUCUUUGCAAUCCUCUGUCCCAUGUUAAAUCCUAUCAUUUACACAGUGAGAAACACAGAGGUGAAAAAUGCAAUGAGGAGUUUACUGAAGAGGAGAGUAACUUAG
Messenger RNA from Bubalus bubalis (water buffalo), 942 nucleotides. Its product is annotated as olfactory receptor 140-like. Lineage: Eukaryota; Metazoa; Chordata; Mammalia; Artiodactyla; Bovidae. Gene Ontology annotation, cellular component: membrane. The record is from RefSeq and is a predicted model, not a curated record. The transcript has a single exon. Gene Ontology annotation, biological process: G protein-coupled receptor signaling pathway. Gene Ontology annotation, molecular function: olfactory receptor activity; G protein-coupled receptor activity. The coding region runs from base 16 to 942 and encodes 308 amino acids.